UUUCCGGGCGCGGCCAGGACCCAGCUUCCGGCGUCCGUUGGGACGCUGCGGGGAUUUUUAUCCCGGCUGAGAGGACCCUGCGGCCAGCGUGGCUGGCUGGUUUUGCCGUUAGUGGGGGCGUUUCCUGAGGACGGCGUACGGAGUGUGGGGAAUGAAGGAUGGCAGCACGCCGUGCAUUAAAAGCUGUUUUGGUAGAUCUCAGUGGCACACUUCACAUUGAAGAUGCAGCUGUGCCAGGCGCACAGGAAGCUCUUAAAAGAUUACGUGGUGCUUCUGUAAUCGUUAGGUUUGUGACCAAUACGACCAAAGAGAGCAAGCAAGACCUGUUGGAAAGGUUGAGAAAAUUGGAAUUUGAUAUCUCUGAAAAUGAAAUAUUCACAUCUCUGACUGCAGCCAGAAGUUUACUAGAGCAGAAACAAGUCAGACCCAUGCUGCUAGUUGAUGAUCGGGCACUACCUGAUUUCAAAGGAAUACAAACAAGUGAUCCUAAUGCUGUGGUCAUAGGAUUGGCACCAGAACAUUUUCAUUAUCAAAUUCUGAAUCAAGCAUUCCGGUUACUCCUGGAUGGAGCACCUCUGAUAGCAAUCCACAAAGCCAGGUAUUACAAGAGGAAAGAUGGCUUAGCCCUGGGGCCUGGACCAUUUGUGACUGCUUUAGAGUAUGCCACAGAUACCAAAGCCACAGUCGUGGGGAAACCAGAGAAGACAUUCUUUUUGGAAGCAUUGCGAGGCACUGGCUGUGAACCUGAGGAGGCUGUCAUGAUAGGAGAUGAUUGCAGGGAUGAUGUUGGUGGGGCUCAGGAUGUUGGCAUGCUGGGCAUCUUAGUAAAGACUGAAACAAGAAAUGUAGAUGGAGCUACAAUUGAAUAAGAAGUAUAUGGUGAGGUCUGUACAAAGAGUGAAAACACUGUCUGCUUGUGCCUGAGGCCUGAAUUGAACCACUGGAGCCUUGCAGAUAUUAACACCAGUCACUCCAGAAUUAACACAGUGGGUUUUUUCGAAUGUCUCAGUCAAAAUGAUCACCUUUCCAGGAACAUAACAGCCCUGUGAUGUAAGCAGAAAAGAGGAAGAAUGAAAUAAAAUAUGGAAAAGUAGCCACACUCACCAGCCUCCAUGUAUCUUUCUUUUCAGAUUUCUGCCUUUUGCUGUUUUAUUUUCUCAUUAUUGAAGAAAUCCUGAGAUAACUAUUUUUGCUCUUGUGUAUUAUUCCCAUGAGUGUUUUUUUGUUUGUUUGUUUGUUUGUUUGUUUGUUUGUUUUUAGCUCAUGUAAUUAAGGAUUUACAGUGAGCUUCAAAAUGGUACUUCUGCCAGUGUCUUGAUGGGCCCAGCUCUCCCGGCUGGUCUCCACUGGCUCUGUCAUCUUUUCUGACUGUCAUUUGGUUGUGACCAGCCUUUCACAGGCAUCAGUUUAGUCUCUGAGAAGCCGUCAGCAUAACACAAUCAAGUCCAAAAUGUGUAAUUAGUAAAUCAACUAAGUACAGCUCUUGAAAACAGGCAUAUUUGUACCAUUGAUUUUUGGUCAGAAAAAUCAUGAAUAACCCUACUGUUCUAAAAACGUGGAACAGCCAGCUCCAUUGAUAAAUUUUAACUCAGUGCAGUGGACAAGUGCUAGGCUUCCCAGUAUUGAAAAUAACCGUAUUUUAAUUAAUAUUCAAUAACAAGUGCUUUUUGUGGAUCAUCUUGAGCAAUUUUGUUUCUCAAGGGGUGGCACAAGGCAGAUGCUCAAUAUAAUUUGAUCAGUUAUUUGUUAAAUAUUUCUGACUAGUCCUAACCAGAAUUUGUUUAGCAUGUGAAACAGUCAUCUAGAGAAAAAAAAAAAGGAUCCUUCUUUGACUUCAUAUAUCAUCAACAUAGCAUCCUGUUUUCUCCCCCCGUUCAUCAUUUAUCCAUCCAUGAAAGCACAGGUUGCAGCAGUGAGUGAGUCAGCCAUGAGCAAUGCAGGGAGCUUCAUUCACUCAGUGAAUGUUAUUGAGCCCCUGCUGUGUGCCAGGCACAGUGCUAGGUGCUAGAAAUCGAACAUAUACCUAAACCACUUUUGUCAAUUUGUACUUUGUAGAAACCCCACUUGCAGAGCCACACUAAGCAAAAGCCUUUAACUCCAUGGCUAAGAAGCUCAUUUCUUUGUCCCUUAGACCACUGGAUCCAGAAAGUAGGUAAUAUAGUAAUAUUUAGUCAUUACUUACUUGUAAGAUCAAAUAGAAACCUUGUGAGGGAGUUUAUACCUAAUGAUAUUUAAACUUGGGAAGAAAACUGGCAGUAGAGCUUGCUGCGGGGACCAUACUACAGACAGGUGCCUUCAGGGUGCUAACGAGAGUGAGGUAUAUAUUAAUUAAUUACCUUUGUACAUUUGAUGCUGGCUGCCUUCCUGUAAGAAGUUACAAUCAGUAAGAUAAGACAGGAAGCAUCUUCUCCACCAUGAUGCAAAGAUGUGGAAAAGAGAGUUUUUCAGGCUUUGUGUUUGUCUGGCAAAGCCUCUUAAAGAAGUAGUUGUAGAAAACAGCAUGUCUGUUGUUGAAAGAGCUGAGUUUAGGCAUAGAAAACUGGGAAGAGCAGAAGAAUCAAUAACAGAGACCACAAAGGGAUGAGAGAGCAAGGAGAAAGGUGAAGGGCAGAGGCAGCCCUGGUGGCUACAGGGCAGGAGCUGCAUUCUGCAUUUCCUCCCUCCCUCCCCUCUCUUCUUCCCUCCAUUCAGUCUUUAAAAAGAUAUUUACAGGGUGGUUACUAUGUGCUAGUCACUGUGUUAGGUACUUGGAAUACACUGGGACAUAUAACAGAUAUAGUCCCUGCUCUCAAAUAACUUAGUCUUCUUAAAUGUGAGACAUGUUAAAAAAAUAAAUGCAUAAUUACAAAUUGUUGUAAAUGUUCUGGAGGCAAAGAACAAGGUGAAUGACAAGGGAGGGGUUUUAAUUUGGAUGGGAAGGUGGGGUCUGACCUGAAGCAUGAAGGAGGUAGUCAGGUGAGAAGAAUGGAAUGACAAGGGAAUGGCAGGUAU
This is a messenger RNA of Chlorocebus sabaeus (green monkey), 2991 nucleotides long. It is a transcript of the gene HDHD2, whose product is annotated as haloacid dehalogenase like hydrolase domain containing 2. Gene Ontology annotation, molecular function: phosphatase activity. Lineage: Eukaryota; Metazoa; Chordata; Mammalia; Primates; Cercopithecidae. Gene Ontology annotation, biological process: dephosphorylation. The record is from RefSeq and is a predicted model, not a curated record. Gene Ontology annotation, cellular component: cytoplasm.